Messenger RNA from Magnolia sinica, 682 nucleotides. Its product is annotated as agamous-like MADS-box protein AGL62. Gene Ontology annotation, biological process: positive regulation of transcription by RNA polymerase II. NCBI's taxonomy places the organism in Eukaryota, Viridiplantae, Streptophyta, Magnoliopsida, Magnoliales, Magnoliaceae. The transcript has a single exon. Gene Ontology annotation, molecular function: RNA polymerase II cis-regulatory region sequence-specific DNA binding; protein dimerization activity; DNA-binding transcription factor activity, RNA polymerase II-specific. The coding region runs from base 10 to 654 and encodes 214 amino acids. The record is from RefSeq and is a predicted model, not a curated record.
UGUUUGGUUAUGUUGAGGAAACCUAGUAUGGGCCGUCAGAAGAUAGAAAUCAAGAGAAUCGAGAACGAGGAUGCACGUCAGGUCUGUUUCUCGAAGAGGCGAGCCGGUUUAUUCAAGAAAGCCAGCGAGCUUUGUAUCCUCUGCGGUGCUGAGAUUGCAAUCAUAGUCUUCUCUCCAGCUGGUAAGGCCUUCUCAUUCGGCCACCCUGGGGUUGAUUCUCUGAUCGAACGGUUCAUGCCACAUGACACACCACCACUAGCACUUUCCAAUAUUUCUGACGUGGCCCACCGUGGCGCCACAGUCCGUGAUCUCAACCGUCAAUGUACUGAGCUGCUCGGCCAAGUUGAAGGACAGAAGAAGAAGCGUGAGUCGCUUGAUCAAGUGAUAAAGGCCGCACGAUCACAGUCGUGGUGGGAUGCACCGAUCGAGCAGCUGGGGUUGAUUGAACUAGAGCAAUUGAGAGGGUCUAUGGAGGAUCUAAGGAUGAAGGUGGUGAAGCGUGCUGAUGAGCUCUUGGUGCAGUCAUCAUCGUCAACGGCUGGGUCGUUCUUGGCCAUGAAUUCCGUUGGAGCAGUCGAUCCUUUUGUCGGCAAAACAGCCGACGGUCAGCGUAGUUUUCCUCAUGGCCUUGGAUUGGGACGUGGAUUAUUUUGAAUGAUUUUUAUUUUUAUUUUUUGUUGGA